CUCACUCGAAUUUUUGUUUUGCUCCUUAGGUAACUCUUACAUGAACUUGAACAGUGUCUUGAUGUUAACUGGAACCAACUAUAGAGCUUGGCUAGACUCUGUGGAAAAUUAUAUGGGAAUGCAUGAGAACAUAGACUACUGCUUUACUGAGAAUAAGCCUGAAGAGUUAAAUGAAAAGAGCACCAAGAAAGAUACUGACCUUUACAAGAAGUGGCAUAGAUCCAAUAGAAUGGCUAAGAACCUCAUCAGAACAUCUAUGUCUAAGACUGUCAGGGGAAGUAUACAAGAGCCUGAGCUAGCAUCAGAUUUUCUGGAACUCAUAGGUGCUAAGUUUAAAGAAAGUGAAAAAGCAGAAGCAGCUAGGCUGACUAAGGAGUUUCAUGAUUUGAAGUACAUGGGUUCAGGGGGAGUUAGAGAGCAUAUUAUGAAGAUGAUCAAUAUAAAUGGCAGACUCAGGGAACUCUUAAUGGGGGUUAGGGAUGAGCAAGUAGUGCAUUAUGCACUACAUUCCUUGCCUAACAGUUUUAGUCAUCUUAGGACUAGUUACAACUCUCAAAAGGGAAACUGGACUCUAGAUGAACUUAUAUCCAUCUGUGUGGAUGAGGAAUCUAGGAUCAAGGAAGAAAAGGAACCUGCUACAACCAUUAACCUCAUUGAGAAGCCUAAAAGGAAAAAGCCUACAUUAUGCACUACAUUCCUUGCCUAACAGUUUUAGUCAUCUUAGGACCAGUUACAACUCUCAAAAGGGAAACUGGACUCUAGAUGAACUUAUAUCCAUCUGUGUGGAUGAGGAAUCUAGGAUCAAGGAAGAAAAGGAACCUGCUACAACCAUUAACCUCAUUGAGAAGCCUAAAAGGAAAAAGCCCCAGAACAAGCUCAAGCCUACCAAAGCCAUAACUAAGAGUUCAACAGCUGCAGUGGCCAAGGAAAACAGGCCAUUCAGGUUCAAGUGCUACUUUUGCAAAAGAGUAGGACACAUGAAAAAGGACUGCACUGGCUAUAAGAAUUGGUUAGCCAAAAAGGGGAUUCAUAAGGAGGAGAAUCCCAAAAAGUGAUGAAGUGAACCUGUGUGUAGGCAACGGCAUGAGAGUGGCAGUCAAGGCUAUUGGAACCUUAAAGCUCGAUUUAGGAUUAGGAAAAUUAUUAGUUCUGGACAAUGUUUUUUAUGUACCUUCCAUGAGAAGGAAUUUGGUUUCAGUUUCUCUUUUAGUAAAAUCUGGUUGUAGACUUGUUAUGGAUAGUAAUGGAAUUCUUAUUUCUAAAAAUUCUGUUCAAAUUGGUUCUGGUGUUAUUAUGAAUGAUUAUUUACAGUUAAAUUGUUCAAUGGCUCAACAAGAAAUUUUACUUGUUGAAAAUAACACCAACAGUACUAGCACUUUAACAGGUGUUAAAAGAACCAAACUAAAUGAAAAGUCUGCAUUUUUAUGGCAUAGAAGACUCGGCCAUGUUUCAAAAGAGAGACUGAAAAUUUUGGUGAAAAACAACAUCCUAAAUGAACUUGAUUUUUCUGAUCUAACAGAUUGUGUUGAAUGCUUUAAGGGAAAAAUAACUAAUACUAGAAAGAAGACUGCAUAUAGAAGCCAAAAUUUAUUAGAACUCAUACACACUGAUAUAUGUGGACCAUUUAGGCAUCAAACUAUCUGUGGGAAUGUGUAUUUUAUCACAUUCAUUGAUGAUUUUUCUAGAUACAGUUAUGUUUAUCUACUUUCAGAAAAGGCACAAGCAUUGAAAGCUUUUCAAAUCUUUAAGUCUGAGGUAGAAAAUCAACUAGAAAAGAAAAUCAAAACAGUAAGAUCAGAUAG
Molecule: messenger RNA, 1802 nt
Organism: Rosa rugosa (rugosa rose)
Lineage: Eukaryota; Viridiplantae; Streptophyta; Magnoliopsida; Rosales; Rosaceae
Exons: 2
Coding region: 41-706 (221 amino acids)
Source: RefSeq, a predicted model, not a curated record